AUGAGGCACGUGAUUCGUAAUCACCUCACUUUCGCCGAGCAUAAGCGGUGCUUAUUCGCUGACGUGGACGACGAUGCAGAAUCCGACGAGUGCGACGACGAAUUCGACGCAAAUAUGGGGAAAAUGAUCGCUGCCGAUUCCGCACUUAAAGCUGUCGCUCAAAUUCAUCGGAACGCCUCAACCGGCUCAACCAACUCGUCGACGACGGUUGCGGCGGCGGCGCCGGUCACGCAUCCAUCCCACGUCUACAGCUACAUGCCAUUCACGCCGUAUAGGGAAAAUGUGUCUAUACGCUCGUUUAAGCACGAGUUACGCACAAUUAGAUCUAUGAAACUCGUCUUGAACAGGGCAGACGACAAGCGUUACGUGUUACCGGACAACAUUUCGACGUACGCACACGGUCAUCACCGCAUAAAUUAUUAA
Messenger RNA from Macrosiphum euphorbiae (potato aphid), 423 nucleotides. Lineage: Eukaryota; Metazoa; Arthropoda; Insecta; Hemiptera; Aphididae. The record is from the annotation of a GenBank genome assembly.